Messenger RNA from Porites lobata, 2404 nucleotides. The record is from the annotation of a GenBank genome assembly. NCBI's taxonomy places the organism in Eukaryota, Metazoa, Cnidaria, Anthozoa, Scleractinia, Poritidae.
AUGCCUUUAUCAGGGUUUUUCUUUGGUUCAAUACUAGGUGUCUCUGCGAGUCAGUGGUACGUAUCUAGACUCAAUGGAACUAUUGAAGACGGUUGUGGCCUAGUAAAGUCUCGCCCUUGUAAACAUAUCUACCAAGCAACUACGCUUGCGCACGAAGGUGACGUCAUCAACAUCGACGGGUUGGGAACGUCACGUGAUCCAUACCCCUGCGAUGUCGACACAAGAAUGCACAUACAGUACAUAGCCGGUAUUUCCAUUGCCAGCUACACAACUCAAGCUUUUGUUGCUUGUAGAAACAAAAGCUUGCAACUUUCUUGCGAUUUCAGAAACAGCUCUUCUGGCAGUAUCUUUUUGGAGGGAAUCACUUUCGUAAAUACCUCCCUGAAUCUUGUCGAUUGUUCUCUUAAGAUGUCAGGGGUCAUGUUUGUUAAUAGUUCUAAUGACGCUUUUUCUCUUAAUUUUUCACGUGGUUUCACUGCAACUAUUAGUAUUUCUGGGUGCACGUUCUACAACAUCAGUGGCAGUGGUAUCAAGAUUCGCGGUGAUUCGGUGAACUUGAGCAUAACAGAUACGUUCUUCACUGAAAAUAAGCUCCGUAUGAACAGCUUUGAGAGCGCGCUCCUGAGUAUUUCACCGCAAAGCUUGUCCGCUCAAAUUCAAGUUAACUUAAAGAAUAUCAAUGUCUUAAGAAACAACUGUUCUGGAAAAGCAUGUAUGGAAAUUCGAUCGGGAAGAAAUGGAAUCACAACAAUGCAGAUGAAGUUCGGGAGUAUUGACAAUAACUGUGCAAGAGAAAGUGUGAUUGACAUCAGAGGCACUUCUGUCAUAAACUUAACGAAGAUUCACUUCAGGCAAAACAUUGGCAGGGCUAUCAACAUUCGUGAUGGAAACUCGGUUCAACUUGAAAUUACUAGGAGUACGUUUUUCGAAAAUAAAAUGGCAAAGUCAAUGGAGGGUAGAGAUGGAGGAGCCCUAAGUGUUAAAGGAUUCAGACGAGAAGCCCUCGUUUUCAUGUCGAAGACACUUUUUCGCUCCAAUGCUGGGAUUAACGGUGGCGCAUGCGCAUUCACUGAGUUAACUUUACUAAAGCUGGACAUCAAAAGAUGUCAUUUUAUUCAAAACGAAGGCUCUGGUACAUCUGCUGCAUCUGGCGGCGCGUUGGCUGUUGGAACAAUGGAUUCCCAUCUAAACAAUGCCACUAUCAAUAUUCACGAUUCAAAUUUCACUGGAAAUAAAAUUUACAGUGUGGAUCACUCACCUAGCCUUAGCGGGGGUGGAGCCAUGGCACUUUAUGUGAAUUACAUGAAAGAUCUCACACUGAUAAACACUAGAUUCAUCGAAAAUGCUGCCGAACACAAAGUUGCUGGAGCUUUAUACGUUAUGGUGUCGGGAACACUUUAUCAAGACAUUUUAUUCCUUAACUGUGAAUUCAUUAGGAAUUCAGGCGCUCUAGAGACAGGGACCUUGCAUUUAGUUUUGUUAACGUCACCCCAAGCGCGUGUGAAAAUACAAAACACCAAGUUUAUUAAAAACAAAGCCAGUUUUCUCGCCCAAAACGACAUUUUGGUACAGUUCCGAGGGUUCUUGAAGAUCGAUUCUUGUACCAUUCAACAUAACUUUGGGGGAGGCCUAUUCUUUCAACAUGCGGGUGACGUAUCCUUGGAAAAUACUUUGAUAAGCGACAAUGACAACUUUAUGAUAAGUCUCAAAGCAGGAAUUAAGAGGAACGCAAGUUUUAAGCUAACCAACGUCUCGAUCCUAAGAAACAACUGCAGACGGAAAAGUAAUAUUUUCCACGUGUCUAUGAAUCAAUCGCCAUAUUCCUUGCGUUUUCAAGGGAGUGCCUUCGAGGACAAUUUCUGCCAGUCAGGGGUGGUAGAGAUUUCUGGCACGUCUGACCAUUGCCUGGAAACCAGUGUGAACAGUUUAGGUGCAAUAGAGUACUAAAGUGAUGACGUCAUAAAAAUGAAAUUUCUGAAAUUAUGGGAUUUGUCAGGAUAUUCUGAAAGAACAAUGUCCAAGAGGCCUACUUGCCAAAAAUGAGCAUUUGGAAGCAAAUUUUCUCUGAGAUCGUAGCCAAGUUAUACUCAGAAAACUCCAUACAAACCCUUCUAAUUUUUUCUUGGGUCGACCCAAAAAAAAUUUAGAAGGGUUUGUAUGGAGUUUUGUAAGCAUAACUGGGCUACGAUCUCAGAGACAAUUUACCCCCAAAUGCUCAUUUUUGGCAAGUAGGCCUCUUGGACAUUGUUCUUUCAGAAUAUCCUGACAAAUCCCAUAAUUUCAGAAAUUUCAUUUUUAUGACGUCACACUUUAGUACUCUAUAGUAGCCAUGAACAACACCCUGUUUCGUGGAAAUUCUGGUGUCGCAAAAAGCGCGCUAUCAAUAAUUAUAACGCUGAUGUGA